Messenger RNA from Phragmites australis (common reed), 2173 nucleotides. RefSeq lists its product as uncharacterized. Lineage: Eukaryota; Viridiplantae; Streptophyta; Magnoliopsida; Poales; Poaceae. The record is from RefSeq and is a predicted model, not a curated record. Bases 434 to 1411 code for a protein of 325 amino acids. The transcript has 7 exons.
AUUUGCAAUUCUAAAGCCGCCUCUGCAGUAACCAACCCGUUGAUCAUCCAUCGCUCCUUCCUCCUCCAUCCAUGCCAUUGCCACCGCACGCCCAUCCAAUCGCCACAAAGAUCCGUGGGGCCACCCACCACGCUCGGGUUCUGCUCGAGCCCACCCGUCGGCGAGCAGGGGUAGAUCGACCAAGUCGCGUCACCGGCUCACUUCCCGGUCAAGUUACCGUCCACCUCCAAAGAGGCGCAGCGCCUGCCGGCCCGCGGCAACAUGCGCACGCCAGCAUCGAGCACAUUCCUCCCGUGAGCGCGCAUUGCCACUGUUGUUGCUGUGAUUACGGCUCGUGGCUCGAGGCGGACUCCGGCGCGCGAAACCCUAGCGCGAGCGCUGAGCUCACCGGCCUCGGUGCCGGCGGCGGUCGGAUGGCUUCGGCGGCGGAGCCAUGGUGAGGGGCCUAGCGCCCGGGGGCCGCGCGGCGAGGUGGUGCACCUGCCGGGGCGCCGCCGUCGCCGUCUGCCUCGGCAACCUCGUCGCCGCGCUGCUCGUGGCCCGCGCGCUCUACUCCCCCGGCCCCUUCGCCUCUACGCCCAAACGCGGGGAGGUGAAGUAUUCCAAGGACCAGGUGAGGUGGAUGGAGGAGUCGAUCCGGAUUCGCCGCGAGGCCGAGCCCGUCGAGCUCAUUGAAGCGGUGAAUAAGCUGCGUAAGGUGUUCGCGAGGGAGGCGAAGAGGCGGAAGGAGUUGCCGCUGGAGCUGAAGCAGAGAGUUUCGUAUGAGAUUUUGCAGAGGCUGCGUGAUUUGGGGGAGGAUCGCAAUACCACCGAACAACGAGAAGCUAUAGAAUCAUGGCGCGUUGAGAAGCUUAAAUAUAUCAGAAGUUCAUCUGCUCAGAAUAUAUCAAAUUUAGACCUCUCCAUUGAAGAAUCAAGGAUGUUAAAGCGAGCCUUGGAGUUUAACUGGCGUAUGCUAUUGGAGGACAUUGGUCUUUGGAUACCUCCCUAUGUAUAUCAUAUUGAACAUGAUGAAAAACCGGAGAAUGAACCAGAAGAAGAAGAGAUUAUACCAGGUCCACCUUUGCCCCCUGAAUGCAAUGCUGAACUGCAUACUGAUUAUGGUGGUGCUGCUGUUAGAUGGGGACUAACACACCAUAAAGAAAGUGCUGCGGAUUGCUGUCAAGCUUGCAUAGAUCAGGCUAAAAGGGCCAAAGCAGGAGCAUUGAAGUGUAAUAUUUGGGUUUACUGUCCAUCAGAGUAUGGAUGCUACUCGCCAGACAAAUAUGAACACAAACAUCAAGAGUGCUGGUUGAAACAGGCUGACCACCCUAAAUUAAACUUUAAAGACCGAUAUUCUGAGUCGUACAGAGAUUCUCACCCAACUGCUCCUGUCGUUGUGCCAUGGAUGUCAGGUGUAAUCAGUGCAUGAGUUGCCUUCCUAGUGCCCGCAGGAGUUCAUUUCCACUAUGCAAUGUCGUAACUGAAUCAUGUGCAUUUUCACAAACUCAGAAGACCAUUUUGUCUUCAUUCUUUAGUAGUUUCUAGAUUAGUCUAGUUGGCAACUAAACUUAGUCUGAGCCAGGUGGUAAUUUUUGGAUCGUAUGCUGGUGGCUUACUCGACAAAUUACACGAGUCAAGUUAAUUCUUCUGUUUCCCUGUCAUGUACCUUUUUCUAUAUAUGAUAAUAUUUAUAACUGCUUUACACUGCCGAGUGCUGGUUGGUCAUGAAAAUUUUCAUGUGUUUGAUUUUAAGGAAACAAAGUUAAUGAGGGAAUCCAUUUUCAUAAGAUGGAGUGCAUGUAAUCUUAUAUCUUAAUCUGUAUUACUUAAAACUGACUUCCCCCGAAGGAAGCUUAAUUGAGCAUCACAUCAUCUCAACAUUUGAUCACCAUUUCAGUUCUUGCAGCUGUUCUCAUAGAACUUAGGGCAGCGCAGCUGGGGAAGGAGAUGAAGCGUUCCAAGGGCAGGACUAGUGUUCAUGGCUGGCUGGCGCAGAGGAGAGGGUGCCCAGGGGUUUGGAGGAAAUUGUUAGGGCCACAACGGUUUUUUGAAAGAAUGGUAGUUGGGAUGGUUGAAGGUGCUAGCCCGCAUCCAGUCCGUCCUGGAUCGAGCAAUCCACGAUUGGGGUCUUUGCACCUGUCUAUGAAAUUGGCCUUUUGCGCCAAAUGGAGUCGCAUUGUAGGAGGAAAGU